Triticum turgidum subsp. durum (durum wheat) is the source of this 558-nucleotide messenger RNA. NCBI's taxonomy places the organism in Eukaryota, Viridiplantae, Streptophyta, Magnoliopsida, Poales, Poaceae. The record is from the annotation of a GenBank genome assembly.
AUGGAGGUCGUGCCCGACAAUGCCGCCGGCGUUGCGGCGGCCGAGCAGUACCGUGGGGUGAGGAAGAGGAAGUGGGGUAAGUGGGUGUCCGAGAUCAGGGAGCCCGGCAAGAAGACGCGCAUCUGGCUUGGCAGCUUCGAGUCGCCGGAGAUGGCCGCCGUGGCGCACGACGUGGCCGCGCUCCGGCUACGGGGGCACGAGGCCAGACUCAACUUCCCGGGCCUCGCCCACCUCUUCCGCCGGCCUGACACUGCCGAGCCCGACGACGUCCGUGCGGCCGCGCUGGAGGCCGCGGCCCAGGUCCGGUUCAGGCCCGACCUCGUGCUACAGCCGGGCGGCUGUGGCAGCAGCGGCGGCGGCGGCUUCCCUGACCGGCUCGAUGACGUGGCGUGGAAUGCCCUGCUUCGCUCUGAUGAUCUGGAGCCCGAGUCGCCCAACAUGUGGGCGGAGCUGGCGGAGGCCAUGCUGUUGGCCCCACCUGUCUGGGAGGGCAGCGCGGUCGACAAUGACGAGUGGUCCCAAGGCUCGCUCUGGGACCCAUCUUGCUGGAGCUACUGA